AUGGCCUGGACAGCCGGGCUCAAUAGCGAGAUAAUUAGCGAGGAAUUUCUGUUUGGAAUUAUUUCUCCUGCUAGCUACCUUGAACCUUGCGGGAUCUCACUCCCACUGCGAAGUGAAGAAUCGAUGGUUCGUGGAAAGCAGGGUAGGGUCACAUAUGUGGAGUAUCAACCAACGCCGCGAUUAUUGGACGAACCACCCGUUCUCCCGAGAACCAAGCUUUUCAAAACCGACUUCCAUGCUGUUGUGCGACAGGACUUGAACCUCUCACCGAAGAUACGCCGAUGCUACGAUUUGUUCCUCUGUAUCUACUCUACACUCAGUAAGCACCUGCAUAUCGCUGUCAGAAACCAAGAUCGUUAG
Molecule: messenger RNA, 360 nt
Organism: Morchella importuna
Lineage: Eukaryota; Fungi; Ascomycota; Pezizomycetes; Pezizales; Morchellaceae
Exons: 5
Coding region: 1-360 (119 amino acids)
Source: RefSeq, a predicted model, not a curated record